AUGGACACCGACUUCGAAUACGCCCUCCGUAUGGAUCAAUCUCCGGCCUGGAGCGAGUGGUUGUGGCUGGGAACGUUUUGCUGCAAAGACUUGCGCACCACCCGGCUACUUGAUAACAUGUGGGAGGAAGAGAAGCUGGAGCAGGUGCAGCUGCUGCCGCACUUGCACUCGCCGCCGCUGGCGCAGCCGCAGCCACCGGCAGCAGCGGUCUUGCAUCCGCAAGGCGCGUUCUCAGCAGUGCACGUGCAGCCUACUCCGCAGCUGCAGGUAGCCCCGGCGGCGGGAGCAGCGGACUUGCAUCCGCAAGGGGAGUUCUCCGCAGUGCACGUGCAACCCUCCCCGCAGCUGCAGGUAGCGCCAGCGUCGGGAGCAGCAGCGGACUUGCAUCCGCAGGGAGAGUUCUCCGCAGUGCACGUGCAGCCUUCGCCGCAGCUGCAAGUGGCGGCGGCAGCGGUCUUGCAGCCGCAAGGGGAGUUCUCAACGGUGCAGUGUCCCUCUCGCCCCCUUGCACACCGCUUGCCCAGUGUCGCUCUUACUCCCUCGCCCAUCGCCGAUUCUCUUCCCCCCUCGCUGCAGGGCGAAGUUUCUCCGGAGGGAGACUUCAAUGUGGAGCUCACGACUUACACCGUGCCUGCCUGCAACCUGGACGCAACCUGCAAGGGCCAUCUUGUAGAGGGCGAAGUACCUCUGCAAGGCGAUUUCAGCGCGGAGCACAUGAUCUACGGCGUGGCUGACGUGGACGCAGCGCGCAGGGACCACCUGGUGGAGCUGCUGGACAUUGAUCUGACGUGGCGCAUGCACCGCGUGUCAGAUGGGCAGCGGAGGCGAGUGCAGAUCUGCAUGGGGCUGCUGCGGCCCUUCCAGGUGCUGCUUCUGGACGAGGUGACAGUAGACCUAGAUGUUGUCGCCAGGAUGGAUCUCCUCUCUUUCUUCCAAGAAGAAUGUGAAGAGAGAGGAGCUACUGUAGUGUAUGCAACACAUAUAUUUGACGGUCUGGAGUCUUGGGCAAGUCAUCUCGCUUUUGUCUCUUCGGGCAAGUUGCAGCGGCUGGAAUCAGUUGAUCAGUCGACACAACAAUCUGCUGAUAGCCACAAGCCAUCUGCAUUGCAACUACCAUCAUUGCUGGAGAUGGUGGAGCCUUGGCUGAGGGAGGACAAGGCAAAGAGGGAGAAAGAGGUGGAAGAGGCAAAGAAGAGGGGAGAUGUGCCUAAAAGAGUGGAUCCAUUCGCUGGUGCUGGUAGGCACAUGGCAUAUUAUCGGUAUGGACCUCUUCCCGGCAGGCACUGCAGCGUGCUGCUUGUUGUGCGCCCUGGCGACCUGCUUUUGCCCGACGAGGAGCAGAUCGGGACCUUCUACCGCCACCUCGACCCCAAGACCUCCUCCAAGCUGCACGAGGAGGAGGCCGCCAACGUUUUGAGGUCGGAGGUCGCCGGCACGGGGCUGCUGGCGGUCAACGCGUUCGCGUGGUCAUUGGAGCAUCUGGACGACGUGCAUCGCAGCUACGAUCCGCUCAUCAUCGAGAACCCGAAGCUGGUUGGUUUGAAGGCGCUCCGACUGGAGCUGGUGCACUACGUGGAGAAGGCCGCGUUGAACAUACGGGAGGCGGCGUCGACCGUGGGUCGUGGUGUCGGAACGGGCAUCGCUCUGGGUGGGGAGGCCGAGGAGGCUGCGGCAGGGUCACACUCUGGCGGGCACGGACCCACAGAUGGCGGCGAGGAGGAGCAUGAGAGGGAGGACAAGGAGGGGGGCGGGGAGGAGGACGGUGGCUCGGACGAGGAGGAGGAGGAUGAGGAGCGUGAGGAUGACGUCGUGGUCACCGGCGAAGAGGAGGCAGUACAGUUCGCUGGUGAGAAGGUUGCGGAUAAGAGCGGCGGCAGCGGACCCAAGUCGGGCAAGAAGGCGCGGGGCAGCGGUGGCUCGAUCCCGACUAGGAUGGCGUCGAAGGCGGCCGUUGAGCUUCUGAAGGCGGCGGAGAGGGAGAACAAGAAGCUGAGGGAGGAGAAGGUGGUGGCGGAAAAGAGGCUGGAGUACCAGACGGCCCGGAUGGACACGCUUUUCGGCGUGGUCACCUCAACCGUGAACAAGCUGACGACAGUCGCCGACAGCGUGACCUCUCACGAGCAGACGUUGGGGAGGAGCCUCCAAACGGGGGUGGACGCUAUGAGGGCGGUUGAGCAGGAGGCGGUGAACUAUCGCGGCUCCACCCUAGAAUUCAUGAACCAGAGGUGGCUGCCCACCGUGCAGGCCCUGUACUUGACGGCUACUGCUGCACAGGGUAGGCGACGGGAGGACGACGUCCUGCUGUUGCAAGGUGUGGCAGAUGCUCUUGGCGAGAAGAUCAGAACCGUCGUGUCUGCUGAGGUGAAGGCCGCCAUGGAGAGCGAGGCGCAGGGGAUCGCCGCUGCCGUGACUACGAAAGUCAUCAAAGAGCUUAGGGACGACCUGGUGAAGGUGGUCACCUCCGCGACCCAACAUGGCCUUGGCGUCCUACCCAGCGGCGCGGUCGAGGCUGCCACGUCGGUGAUCGUGUCGACGACGGCAGCAGCGCUGACCAAAUCGGGUACUGCCCAGGCGACCUCGUCGCUGCCGAACCCGCCUCCGCUUACCACGGGCUCUGCUGGUGCGGCCAGCUUACCCGUUCAUGGGGCCAUGGUCGGCCUUGAACCGAUCCCGAUCCCUAAGGCUGUUGAGAGUCAGGCGGUUGAGGCUCUAAUCGGUCGAAGGCCAUCGCUCGACGAGUAUAUGAAAUGGAUCGAGGAUCAUGGUCAGAAAACCCUGGAAAUUCCUCCGACUCACACCAACCAGGCGGUCGACCAAGGAGCAGAGGCACCGAACGUCACGGCGGCGACUGCAUGGCCGAGUGCCUCAACGGUGGAGGCGGCUGUGUGGAGAGUGGUGGAAGAGGCCGGUGGGGUGGACGAAGACAUCCUCGCCAGCAUCGUGAUGCCGAACCGGGAAAUUGAGGACCCUAGCGCGGCUGGCGCCAAAUCCUCCCCGGCCACAACCGGCGAGGUCAGCGACGGGAAGCAGAAGCGCAAGGGCAAGGGCGGCCCGGCGAAGGCCGGCUCUUCCAAGGGGACGUCCAAAGCGGCCACGCAGGGUCGGAAGGGUUCAGGCGUCCGCGUUGACAAGGAGAGCGGGCUGGCCACGUCAGAGAUGAAGUUUGGGAAGAAAAGCCGUUACAUCUACCGGUCGAUGGACAAGUCCGAGGCCGCCUACUGCAUCGCUGUCGCCAUUUCGUCGUUCGACGGCUUCGUCAGCGAGGUGAUUCGCGACGAGUUCGAUGGGGUCAAGGAGGAUGUGAUGGAGCAGUAUAAGGCGGACUGGAAUGUGGCGCGCUUGAUUCCGGGGGGCAUGUGGACGGUCAUGUGGAGCCGAGGCGCAAACGUCUUCCGCGACAGUCGGAACGGUUAUCCGAGAUCCACGACGGAAGUAGCGGCCGGCGAAGGGGGGGCGGCAGCGACCGUACGCGGUACGUCCCCCGAGUUUGCGAAGAGGUGUAAGAGCGUCAUCAAGGUGGUGCUUCAACGGGCGUCGACCCGGGAGGUCGUCGUAGGAGAGGUCGCCGACACGGUGACAAAGGACCUGCAAGGCGCUGUGCUGAGGUCACUUCCUGAGGACGGGGACGAGCGCAAACACGACGAUCUGAUCGCCCGUGUCAUGAUCGAGAACCUCGCCUUCUGGGGGGACUGCUGUGUCGGCGGCCCUAAAUUCAAAGCGCGCGGCGUCGUUUUGCCUCUUGACGCCGGGAUGAAGGUGAUCGUUCGGGACAGGGGGGCGAGGGGGCAGCACAAAGGGAAGCAGGCGGCCGACGCCUAG
This is a messenger RNA of Closterium sp. NIES-65, 3819 nucleotides long. NCBI's taxonomy places the organism in Eukaryota, Viridiplantae, Streptophyta, Zygnematophyceae, Desmidiales, Closteriaceae. The record is from the annotation of a GenBank genome assembly.